AUGGACGCACCCACUCUCAUUCUUGUUCCCCCAACUCCUCUCAGGUUCGAUACUCCCUCCGCUGCUCCUUCCUCGUCCUCCUCCUCGCCAUCCAGCUCUGCCCACAGGCCAACCUCUGUCCACCAGCACAGGCUCUCAAGGCAGAGCCAGCCCACCAGAGACUCGUCAGACGCUAUUUACUCCAUUUAUUCCAUGUACGGCGAUGACACAAAUGCCAGAGCGAGUGUAAGCUGGACAAACCCUCCCCACAACCAUGAUCGGACUCGCUCAAGGGACACUAUUUCUCCCCCGACAGUCAAGAUCGAGCUUCCCAGGGACCGCCCCAUCUCUGCAGUGACAACCAGGAGCAAUGAUCACUCUGACCUGGCAUACUAUUCACCGGAACAGGACGAGCAUGUUCCUCCAGCAGCAUUGGAGAAGCUCGACUCCCAGCGCGGCAUGGUCGGCAUGGGCGAUAGCCCUCGUGGAUCUCUUGCUACCACUUCCUCUGCUCGCCCUCCUUCCAGUUAUGCGACGCCUUCUUCCUUACGAGCUCAAUCAGAUCUUUUUGAAGACCCCGGAUUAGCUGGUAGUUCAAAUCUCCGGAAGAGUGAUCUGUCUGCCUCAUCUUACACCUCAGGGCCUUCGCAGUCCAAGGAAUAUCGAAGAAGCGUCUCAGUCCAUUCCAAACGAUCUUCUCGGGGCUCACCAAGCCCUCACCAGCACUCAUCUCUGCGCGACUUGCCUCCAUUACCCCCCUCAGUUCGUAACACACCUUCUCCGACCCCUUCGCGACAACCCUCUCCGUCACCCGCUCAUCCGCACAUCACACCCAAGACAUCCAUGAACUUGAAUGGAAAAAUCCCCUCACCCUUCAAUUCUCCGUCAAGUAAAGUCUCCCUCGUGCCGUCAGAAGGCGAAGACUUGGAUGGUUUUCAUGUCCGAAACACCUACGCUCAGCUCGAGGCAUCAGGUGUAAGGGGAGAUGGAUAUGAAGAGGGUGUUGAACGGACACGCGCCAGAAUUGGGACGAGUAGAACUAGUCAACUGCAGGCAGAGGCUGCUCUUGCGGACGGCGAUGAGAAGAAGAGGCCCCUUGACGAUAAAGAAAUUCAGCUUCUUAGGAGCGUUGAUCGAUACGGUUUCUUCUCUGUCACCUCUCAUGAUCGACUUAUUCUUCUUAAUGCUACGCCUCUUCUUAAGAAACUGACCCAUACUCCUGCCGGACCCCCUACUGCUUCUGCAAAUGCUACGACAGUCAAUGCAUUACCUCCUGUCACAAUACCUCCCAAAGAACCUUCCAGGAUAGCUAAAUGGACACGUAUGCUAGUACCACAAAAACGUCAGCAUGGCGGCAACGUUGAAACUUGGACAAUACGACCAUCCAAGGAAGCCAAAUUUAGAGAGCGGUUAUACAAGGGUAUUCCCGACCGUUGGCGGAGAGCCGCCUGGGAUCUCUUGAUGUGUCGGUAUUCGGGCUUACCACCCCGUACGUUCGAAAUUCUGGCGUUAGAGUAUCGCGAGGGUCUGGAAAGACCAUCACCAUACGACAUCCAGAUAGACCUCGAUGUGCCACGGACAAUCAGUGGACAUAUCAUGUUCAGGACGAGAUAUGGUGCUGGACAACGGUCCCUAUUCCAUGUGCUUCACUCAUUUUCUCUCCGAUGUUCGUCUUGUGGGUAUGUUCAAGGUAUGGGCCCGAUAGCAGCUACAUUGUUGUGCUACUUCGAGCCUGAGCGCGUAUACUCCUCCCUCGUGAUUCUGCAUGACUCAUACAAGCUACAUGAUGUGUUCAAUGCUGGAUUUCCUGGUAUGCUGGAAGCGAUAUAUGUGCAAGAACGUAUCAUGGCUUUGACAAUGCCAGCUGUAUACGAGGCAUUCCGUAAAAAUAUGAUAUCCACAACAUCAUAUGCAACCAAAUGGUACAUCACGCUCUUUGCAAACUCGGUACCAUUCCAGACACAGCUCAGACUUUGGGAUGUGUUUCUGUUGGAAGGAUACGACGUUUUCGUUGCAAUGGCAGUAGCGAUUGUGUGGGUUUAUCGAGAUCACAUCACAUCAAGCUCUGCUAACUUUGAAACCAUCCUAUCCCUUCUAUCAUCCUUCUUCGUCCCUGAAGACGAAGAUGCCCUCAUGUCUUGGAUCGGAACAACCCUUGGGGACAAGAAAUUUCGGGGCAACAUGACAAACUGGCGGCAAGCUUGGAAAAAACUUGUCGCAGAAGGCAAAGAAGGCUCUGCCCUUCUAUAG
This is a messenger RNA of Psilocybe cubensis, 2229 nucleotides long. RefSeq names its product TBC domain-containing protein. The transcript has 4 exons. Lineage: Eukaryota; Fungi; Basidiomycota; Agaricomycetes; Agaricales; Agrocybaceae. The record is from RefSeq and is a predicted model, not a curated record. The coding region runs from base 1 to 2229 and encodes 742 amino acids.